Molecule: messenger RNA, 5766 nt
Organism: Protopterus annectens (West African lungfish)
Lineage: Eukaryota; Metazoa; Chordata; Ceratodontiformes; Protopteridae
Gene: STRA6
Product: signaling receptor and transporter of retinol STRA6
Exons: 18
Coding region: 721-2703 (660 amino acids)
Biological process (GO): vitamin A import into cell
Cellular component (GO): plasma membrane
Molecular function (GO): retinol transmembrane transporter activity; signaling receptor activity
Source: RefSeq, a predicted model, not a curated record
GUUUCCUGUCUUUUUCCCUCUGUUUUUGUAAGUCCUUUUACCUUAAAUGUGUAUGUUGAACAACCCUGUCUCAGAAUACUUCUCACUGGAGAACACUUUAACCUUUAUCUUAAGUUGCCUGCUGGAGGCACAGCCCAAAUGAUGGGUACAGCAGGUGUGCCCAGUCAGCUGAAACCAGCUCUUAACUUUAUUGUAAAAUACACAUCUCUUGGCUCUGAGCCACAUGUGUGCAGUGUAAAGGAUAAAGUUCCGCUGUAAUUGGACCCUUUCUCAGCUUUGGACUUUGCCUGUAAACAUCCUGGACAGGAUGAAUCCCACGUGCAGUUUUGCAACAGGGUUUGUGAAGAUCACUUGUAUUCAUAUUCAUGGUUACAGGGAAACUGCUAUCAAGACAGGGAAGUAACAGAGAUUCUACACAAACAUUUCCACCGUAAUCACUGUUUUCACUAGCCUCAUUUGUUCUUUGCUGUUCAACUGCAACAAUCUAGAAAUCCAGGUCUUCAGCUUUUGAAACUGGACUGCAGGAAAGGAGACCCUCUAUCUGAGCAAGUAACACUACAGGACUGCAAAGUACAUUCUGUAUCAUAACAAAUCCUCCCCAGUCAAAGGGAUCUGACACCUGAGGAAUCCUCUAAGAACUUCUCUUUUGAAGAAGGCAGUCACAAGAGGCAGUGCAGAGAACAAUUUUUAACACGCAACUGUGAAUGUGUCCAUAGGAAAAUGUCUUCAAGUGACGGGUUUGCCAAAGAAGAUUCCAACUACAGUGAUUACUCUGAUAACUGGUACUUGGAUGACUCUACACCAUCUGUGUCUGAGGACAAGAUUAUUCUACUCUGCAAUACCACCAUUCCUACUAAAGAGUUCCAUAUAUGCGUGGCUCCCUUAUCGGUCAUUGUGUUGAGUCUUCUCGUCAUUCUGGUCAAAUGCACAAGGCAAGGAAGCAAAUUGUUCUCAAUACUUGGCACUGCUGAACUUUUGGAGCCUUCAAGUCACAAAGAGUUGGCAGCAUCAGUGUUUGGACUCCUUUUCUGCUCUCUCUGUACCAUUGUUCUAGAAGAUGACCCCCUUCCACUAAUUAAUGGGUCUUCCCAUCAAAUGAAAGAGUACUGGAAAAUUCUGGCGUUUUUCUAUUAUCCUGUCAUCUACUUUCCUUUACUUGGCUGUGCAGCUGUUAGGCAUCGAAUUGGUUAUGUCCUCGGUGCCAUUCUGUCAUGGCUUCAUUGUGGAGUGUUGAUUUGGCAGAAAGUGGAGUGUCCUUAUUCACCUAAGAUUUACACAUACUACCAACUGCUUUCCAGCUUCCCUCAAAUUGGCUGCCUGCUUACACUCAGUGUCGUCUAUCCUACCUUGUUGAUAAAGAACCUCAGAAAACCAGUGCCAGAAGAAUUGCCAAAAACUGAGCUUCAGGAAGAUAUGAAUUGCCAAGAAUAUGUGAAGGAACUCUUCCGAAGGAGAAAACACAAAAUUUGUCCAAAAUCUGGCAUUCUGCCACAGAUGUCUACAUUUUUGCUUUCCUAUGUUUACCUCCCAGAGAAAGGCUUCUACUUGCCAACAAAGCUUUGCAUCUCCAGCUUUGUGGGGCUGAUAGCAGUAUAUCAGGUAGCUUUGCUGCUGGUAGUUGCUGCUGUUCCCCCUCUUCAGAAGAUACAGGCAGGGAUUACAGAAGAUAUAGCGUUUCUGCUUGCUGGAUUUAAUAUAAACCUUUCUGAUGACAGAAAAGAAGUGGUCAGGCUUGUUCAGUACUACCUCUGGGUAAUAGAAGUUUGCUUCAUUUCUGCAUUGGUUUUCUCCUGCUUUAUAACUUUAUCCAUGAUAAUGAAAACAAUGGUGCAGCACAGGGAGAACUUGAAGGCUCUGUACAGAGGUGAUCUCCUGAAUGUAUUUCAUCAGCAUCAGAAGCUCCGCUCUUCUCGUUCCCUUCUGGUUAGUUGGAUGAGCUUCACCAGUUAUCAGACUGCUGUCAUCUGUUUAGCUCUCGUCAUAGAGCAGAUCGUUCUGUUCAUUUGUGUACUGUUUUUUGCCUACCUAAUAGCCAUCCCUGUUCUUUAUGGAAGGAACUUGAUUUUGCUUAUAAUCCUCAGUCGGAUGUGGCCUUUCUGGUUGUUACUGGUAUUGGUGGUGGUGAUGCAACAUUUAACAGCUGAAUAUGUUUUCCUGCACAACAGUGAGCUGACACAAAGCUUUCUCAAGAGGUUAGCGUUCUACGUGAUGACCUACCUACUCUUCAUCGUUAAUGUACUAGCCGGAGUUGUGAUGGGUAUCUGGAGAAUGGUGAUUUCUGGACUCUUCAAUGUUGUUCAUUUAUCACGGCUAGAUAUCAGCCUUUUGAAUCAAAAAGCCCAGUACUUCGAUCCAGGCUAUAACUGCUACUCUCAAUACUUGAGGCUUGAAGCAUGCCAUCUGCAUCCAGUAUUAAGAGCCUUCUGUUUCCUCCUAAUCCACACUUCUUGUAGACCUGGGCAAAGUACAAAACAAUUGCCAACAAACAUGGAAGAAGGAAUCCAGCUUAUGAAGAAAGAAGUGCAGCUCAGAUUCACAACAUCUAAGCAAAUAAGAGCCAGAUGGCACCUGACCUACACACUCCUAAGGAACCCUUCCUUGAAACUCUUUCGAAGACCUGCCUUCACAGACUCCAUCUCUAAUGGCACAGGUACUUGCCUGUCAACAAAAAGCUGCUCAGAACAAUGUGACAACCAGUUGUAGAAAGCUCUUGACUUUAGAUGAUAUUUGCUGUUUCUGCUCUGACACUUACGUCUGUGAAUGGACUUCAUGUUUGGAUGUCUUUUCUAAUUACUGGACCAGACACACUAAUAGGCUCUGUCAAAUGAGAUGGUACUGGACAGCGUUCUUAGAAAUACAUUUCAUUAUUUCAGUCACACUCUGCAGCUCCCUACUGGACUCUAAUGGUUUUCUGAUCCUCUUGUCUCCAAUAUUAACUGGUCCUUUUUAAAUAAUCUGUUAUGAAUGACUUUGUCUACAUCUGUGCUAGCAUUAUUUAAUCUAAACAAAACCUACUCAAUAGCAGUUAUGUUGCAUUCAAUGUGUCCCUUCUCUGAAUUAGUAAGGCCAAAAAGUCUGCACCUUUCACUCUAAAAAUGAAUCUGAUUGCAAGCAAUAAGCAUAUUAAAUUUCCCAGUAUAGACUGGUUUAAGGUAAUAGAAGUAUGCAUAUAUUUAACUGAAUACUUAACUACCAUAAGGGUGAUGGUACAUUUAUUAAGUUUUGUUUUUUGACCAUCCAGCAGUCUGCACUGGAAAGUAAUUAUGUCCAUAUGGCACUGGAGGAAUACAUCACAGAUAAGUCAAUACAGUAUUUUCUCACACUGGAGCAACACUUAAUUAAGGUUUCAUUUCAUUCCUUGCCUUUCAAACUUGAUGUGUAUCAUUUCCAAAGAUCAAAACAUUGCUAGAAUAAGUUUUUUUAGGUGCAUAAGUAUUUACUAGUGGUUUGUCAUGGUCAUAAUGUACCUCCGACCCUCUCACCUUCACUAAGAACUGUUUUUUUUUCCAUUGUUGCACCUUUCCUUGACUGCCCAUUGGCUUCCUGCUAUCUAGAUUAUUUAACUCAGUAUUCAAGGAUCUACUAAGGUUCUGCUGUAUUUUGUGAAGUUUGCCAUCUUUCAUUUGCUCUCCUGCAUCGUGCACCUUGCACUAAAUGCACUGCUCCUUUUUGCAAAGUUCAAGUCUGACAGCCUGAUUCUCAUUUCACUGUAAAACAUAUCAGAACAGGAAUACAUCAGAAAAAAACAGGUCAAGCUAUUGACAGGUUGCAAAUUUAGUCUGAGAGAGAACGUAUUUUAGUCAGAAAUCUCAGUAACAGCAUUUGCAAUAAAUCUGCUUAACCAUGGAUUAUCAGAAAAAAACAAGUUAUGAAAGACAGUGGCUAAAAACCCAGGUAAGAAAAGAACAAUUUGGCAUGUAAGGGAAAUCUGUGAAAAACUACAGGUGAUGUAAGGUUUUACAGAGCUUAAAAUGAGCUGCACUAGUGCACAUGGGCUGCAUUUACAGGCAGUCCUUCAUGGCCCAUCACAUGACUACAGAGCUUAAAAUGAGCUGCACUAGUGCACAUGGGGUGCAUUUACAGGCAGUCCUUCAUGGCCCAUCACAUGACUACAGAGCUUAAAAUGAGCUGCACUAGUGCACAUGGGGUGCAUUUACAGGCAGUCCUUCAUGGCCCAUCACAUGACUACAGAGCUUAAAAUGAGCUGCACUAGUACACAUGGGGUGCAUUUACAGGCAGUCCUUCAUGGCCCAUCACAUGACUACAGAGCUUAAAAUGAGCUGCACUAGUACACAUGGGGUGCAUUUACAGGCAGUCCUUCGUGGCCCAUCACAUGACUACUUUCAGAUGCUGUGUUUUAUCAAUUAGUUGAAACAAGUACGUUACUCCAUACGUUGCAGUCAUUCACUGCAUUGUGAUUCUUCUCGCACCUACCAAAUCCCCUUCGAAAAUGCUUUUUUGGGGUUGGGGAAGAUUUUUCUAAAGCACUUAAGUUUCAGCUGUUGUGGAAGAAAGGGUGCUGAUGACUUACAAUAAUAAAAACUGCUAGUUGUUCAUAUGGGAGCUCAAAGAGUUUUGAGAAACAGAGCUGUAGGACACUGGAGAUUUAAAAACGGACAUUGUCUAAUAUAUCUACCGGGUAGAUGAACUGUAGGUACUCACAUUUUCUGCAUGCAAGGAGUUGAUUUUUCCAGCUGAAAUGUUCAGUAUACUUAAUGUGGGGAAGAAACAAGAAUAUUUAACUGCUCCAGCUGUAAUAUAUAGAGUGCUUCUAUAAUCUGUGGAGUACAGAUUAGUGACGCAGUACAUUUAUACCAUCAGUGUUUUUUCUGCUUCAUAUUUACAGUGUGAUUUUUUAAUGUUUAUUAAGCUUUGGUUGUUCCACAAUGUUUUCAUGGCAAUUUUCCAAUACUGUACCAGUAUGUCAUUGGCUUAUAAAAGAUACAUUCUGUGCCUCUUCAAAAAGGUUAUCCAUCUAACAAUGCAUGUGUUUUGUUUGUCCAGAAACUUUGGAAUGCACAUUCACAUCUAACCCUUAUAAAAUCAGUGAAUUGCAAGUAACAUGCUGGGAUGACUUCUGUCAAGAGUGUGUUAGUUUUCAUUUGUUAUCCUUUAAAGGAAGCAGAGAUGAAGCACAUACACAAUCAGGCUGAAUGUGCUUUGUGAGUCAAUUUCUAACUGAUUUGCUGUAAAAGAGUUGCCAUACUUCUCUGAUACCCUAACAGCAUGUUGGGUCUCAGAUCAUCUCCUGCCUAACACAUACCUCUUAACUUCUGGACAUUAGAAAUCAUAGAAUUGGUCUAUAAAAACAGUAGCAGAGGGUCAGAAAGAGGAGAUUCAAAUAAAAUGUUUUCAAAAACCAGAGUCUGUGUAGUUAGUAGUAAGGAUUCUUUGUAUAUACUUAGUUUAUUUUUUUAAUGUAUGUAGUCCUUAACAGGUGCAGCUACUUUUGUGAAUAAACUAGAAGACAUGAGGCUAAAUCAGAUAACAAAGGUCAUAGUGUUAUGUCCAAUUCAAAGCAGAUGUAAGUUAGCUUAACAGCACCAGAUUCAACAGACCGUUACCUGAAAACUCAUAGUUUCCCUUUAUUUCAAACUCUAGCUGCCUUUGUAUGUAUGUAACAUGCAGAAUUAAUGUCUUCCAAAUGAUAAGAUGUUUGUUUUCAAAGCUCUCUUUAAAACUACAUUCCAGAAUGGGUACGUGUUGUAUGUUAUGCGUUAAAACUCUGUGCAAGAAUUAUAAAUAAAAACAAUUCUUAGUGUAAAA